Vanessa atalanta (red admiral) is the source of this 570-nucleotide messenger RNA. RefSeq lists its product as uncharacterized. The record is from RefSeq and is a predicted model, not a curated record. The transcript has 2 exons. Lineage: Eukaryota; Metazoa; Arthropoda; Insecta; Lepidoptera; Nymphalidae. Bases 1 to 570 code for a protein of 189 amino acids.
AUGCGACAGGAGUUAGAUCAAGUAACUAAUACAGUGCAAUUUUUAUCUGAUAAUUUUGACGAACAACAACUCAUUAACGAUCGUUACAAAACGGAUAUCUCUCAAUUAAAAACAGAAAGCACAUCUCUACGUGCACAACUUAACGAAGUCACCAGCCUUAUGGAACAGCUUGAGCAGCGUGCUCGAGACUGUAAUAUUGAAAUACAGUGUGUUCCGGAGCAUAAGUCAGAAAACCUGUUUACUAUUGUGAAACAACUCACUAAAGUCGUUUCGUGUGACAUAGCUGAUAGUGAUAUUAAAGAAUUCCAUCGCGUUGCUAAGGUUAAUUCUGACUCUAAGCGCUCUCGCAAUAUCAUAGUCAAACUAACCAGCCCGCGCAUCCGUGAUACUAUACUUGCAGCGGUAAAAAAUUUCAACAAAAAGAAUGAAAACGACAAACUCAAUUCGACUCACUUAGGCAUCGCAGGUGAUAAGCAAUCAAUAUACGUCAGUGAACACCUAUCCCCAACGAACAAGAAACUUCAUGCAGCUACGAGACUAAUCGCAAAAGAGAAGAAAUACGAUAUUUAG